Messenger RNA from Populus nigra (black poplar), 2313 nucleotides. Its product is annotated as probable U3 small nucleolar RNA-associated protein 7. Lineage: Eukaryota; Viridiplantae; Streptophyta; Magnoliopsida; Malpighiales; Salicaceae. Gene Ontology annotation, molecular function: protein binding. Gene Ontology annotation, cellular component: nucleolus; 90S preribosome; small-subunit processome. The record is from RefSeq and is a predicted model, not a curated record. The coding region runs from base 431 to 2038 and encodes 535 amino acids. The transcript is spliced from 9 exons. Gene Ontology annotation, biological process: maturation of SSU-rRNA from tricistronic rRNA transcript (SSU-rRNA, 5.8S rRNA, LSU-rRNA).
GAACAGUGCAAAAACCCUUAAAAACCUCCGUCACAGCAGAUCAAGCAUCGACUCAGGCAUAGACAAACACUGUAAUUUUCGUAAGCUUUGUUUCCAGCAAGAAAACAAUACUAAACUUCAACCAUAAAGAGAUUUUCAUUUGCUUUCUUUUACCAAAAAACCUAAAAACAUCUCCACUCCAAGUUGUCUCUGCUACUCUUGAAAGAAGACAGUAAUUAGUAAUACACACAGGCAUUAAAACUAACCCUGACAUCUGUUAACUUAUGCCAAUAACUUGUGUGUUUCUUGUCUUGUUUUAUACCUGCUUGCAAAACUUGGGUUUUGUGUGAUGUGUUAUACAAGUUGUACAACUCUUGUCUGACAAGAAGUUAGCGCAAAUUCAGCAUAAAGUUUAUUUCUUAGUUUAGGCACAUAAAUUCUAAGUGGCCAGAUGGGUGCGAAACAAGAAAAUGGUGAUCCUGAGAAUAUUUUACCUCCUAUUGAGCAGGAAUUGUCUCACGAGUUGGAUACGAAAGUAAAGAAGUAUCUUAGAGGAGAAGGGGCUAAUUUGGAGGUUUUAAAAGACAAAAAGCUUAAGGGUCAACUUUCUGUUAGGGAAGAUUUAUAUGGAAUAUCUGCAAAAGCUGCUGCCAAGGCUGAAAAGUGGCUUAUGCCAAGCAAGGGAGGCUAUCUGGAGGCUGAGGGUAUAGAGAAGACGUGGAGGAUCAAACAGGACGCAAUCAAUCGUGAAGUUGAUAUCUCAAGCGCAAAGAAUCAAUAUGAUAUAGUCUUGCCAGAUUUUGGUCCAUACACUCUGGAUUUCACCUCAAGUGGUCGAUACAUGGCAGCUGCUGGUCGCAAGGGCCACUUGGCGGUUGUUGACAUGAAGAACAUGAGCUUAAUAAAAGAGAUGCAGGUUAGAGAAACAGUGCGAGAUAUCGUGUUUUUGCACAAUGAGCUGUUCUUUGCUGCUGCCCAGAAAAAGUACCCGUACAUUUAUAACAGAGAUGGUGUCGAACUUCAUUGUUUAAAGGAACAUGGUGCGGUGACAAGGCUUCAGUUUUUGAAAAACCACUUUCUUUUGGUGUCAAUAAACAAAUUUGGGCAGCUGCGAUACCAAGAUGUUACAAUGGGUGAGAUGAUAAGCAAUUUCCGGACAGGUUUAGGCCGUACUGAUGUGAUGCUGGCCAACCCUCUCAACGGGGUUGUUGCUUUGGGUCAUUCAGGUGGUACAGUAAGCAUGUGGAAGCCCACCAGUGCGGUUCCCCUUGUCAAGAUGCUGUGUCAUCCUGGACCUAUCACAGCAAUGGCAUUUCAUCCUAAUGGCAAUCUCAUGGCCACUUCUGGAAAAGAAAAGAAAAUUAAGAUUUGGGACUUGAGGAAAUUCGAGGUUCUCCAAAUUAUACCAGGCCAUGCAAAAACCUUAGACUUCAGUCAAAAAGGUUUACUAGCUGCUGGAACUGGAUCGUAUGUUCAGAUUCUAGGAGAUUUCUCAGGAUCACGGAUCUAUAGCAGAUAUAUGGGACAUUCCAUUGUGAAAGGUUACCAGAUAGGGAAAGUGGCAUUUCGACCAUAUGAAGAUGUUCUAGGUAUAGGGCACUCCAUGGGAUGGUCUUCAAUUCUUAUCCCAGGUUCAGGGGAACCAAACUUCGACACAUGGUUAGCAAACCCAUUUGAAACAUCUAAACAACGAAGAGAGAAGGAAAUCCACUCUCUUCUUGACAAGCUCCCACCCGAGACCAUCAUGCUGGACCCUUCAAAGAUCGGUACAGUGAAGUCGGCAAAGAAGAAAGAUAAACCAACAAAGAAGGAGAAGGAGGCGGAGAUGGAAGCUGUCGUUGAAGCAGCAAAGGGAACUGCCAUUAGGAAGAAAACAAAGGGGAAAAAUAAGCCAAGCAAAAUAGCGGUAAAGAAAAAGAAGAUUGUUGAAAGAGCCAAGAGACCUUUCUUGGAGAAACAAAUGGAGGAAGAAAACGUGGCUAAGAAGCAGAAAAUCAGUGAGGAAAUUUCAUUACCUACGGCUUUGCAAAGAUUUGCCCGUAAGAAAGCAACGGCAUGAUUGUACUUUAUUAGCUGCUCAUUCAGAGCCCAUCUCAAGCUACUGUGUUUCCCCCACUUUUUUUUUGCCCUUCCUCCAAAUUUUGUCAUACCAUUAGUUAGGGGUGUCACGGUCAAAAACCAAACCAAACUGGGAGUUGUAAUUUCUGAAAAAUUUGACCCAGACUGAACCAAAAACUGGUUCAAACCAAACUGGUUUGGUUCGGUCAAGGUUGGUUUUUUUGCUUUGACCUCAGACAAAGUUACACCAGUACAGUGAGAAGAUAACUUGGUCUA